AAUCGCAUAACGUACUGUAGGGUGUAGCAACGUGCAAACUUCACAACAGAUAACAGACCUCGGCCACUGCGUGAUCAUCAUUAUCUCAAGUUAUAAUAAUACAUUUUCCGGACAGAAUUUUCACAACUACAGGCAAGUAUAAUGGCCCAGACCGACAUGGAUUCCGGGGAGGAUGGAGGCGGCGGCGGGGAGCCCGAGGUGAUCGCUAAAGCCAGUGUCUUGGGAGGUUUUACCGAGAGCACUGAGAUUCGAGCCCUGAUCUCCAGCCUACCAGUGGUUCACGAGAACAUCGUGACACUGGAGUCAGCCAUAGAGAGGUUCCUCGUGAUAAUGGACCGUUAUCAGGAGCAGCCCCAUCUUCUGGAUCCACAUCUGGAGUGGAUGUUGAACCUGCUGUUGGAGCUCAUCAGGAGUGAACAGUCUCCUCCUCUUCUGGUACACAUGGGCUUCAAAUUCCUCUACAUCAUCUCCAAGGUGAGAGGGUAUAAGAUCUUCAUGCAGCUCUUCCCCCAUGAGGUGGCUGACGUCCAGCCAGUCCUGGACCUCCUGUGUCGUCAGGACCCCAGAGACCCAGAGACCUGGGAGACCCGCUACAUGUUGCUGCUGUGGCUGUCCAUGACCUGUCUGAUACCCUUUGACCUCUCCCGUCUUGACGGUCACCUGAACUCUGACCCCAGCCAGACAAGAGAGCCAAUCAUGGACCGCAUCCUGGCUGUCGCCAAGUCUUACCUGAUGGUCACUGAUAAGUCCAGGGAUGCUGCAUCUGUGUUGGUAUCAAAGUUUGUAACACGUCCUGAUGUGAAGCUGAAGCGACUAGGAGACUUCCUGGACUGGAGUCUGACCACCAUCUCUCAGGCCAGUGACCAGACCAUGGGAGGUACUGUAAUCCUGGACGGGUCCCUGCAGUCUCUGGCCCAGCUAUUCAAGCAUGGCAAGAGAGAUGACUUUCUCCAGUACGCUCCGGUGGUGCUGCAGUGUCUGGACCAGUGUCACGUGGCAGAGAGCAGCCAGGCUAUGCUGAGGAAGCUGGCGGUCAAGCUGGUACAGAGACUGGGUCUGACCUUCCUCAAGCCCCGACUGGCCAAGUGGAGGUACCAGAGAGGGAGUCGCUCCCUGGCAGCCAACCUGUCUCUGUCCCAGUCUGGCUCCACAGUCGAGGCUGUUAGUCCAGACAUGGAGACCCAGAGCCAGGAGGAGGACUAUGAUAUCCCAGAGGAGGUGGAGAACGUCAUCGAGCAACUGUUGGGUGGGCUGAAGGACAAGGAGACCAUCGUGCGCUGGUCUGCUGCUAAGGGUAUUGGGCGGGUGACGGGGCGACUCCCCAGGGAGCUGGCUGACGAGGUGGUUGGAUCCGUGUUGGACUGCUUCAGUUUCCAGGAGACAGACAACGCGUGGCAUGGAGGCUGCUUGGCCCUGGCAGAGCUGGGGAGAAGAGGCCUGCUGGUGCCCUCUCGUCUCCCGGACGUGGUGCCUCUGAUCCUGAAGGCCUUGGUCUAUGAUGAAAAGAGAGGAGCGUGUAGCGUUGGUUCUAACGUACGAGAUGCGGCCUGCUACGUCUGCUGGGCCUUUGCCAGGGCCUACGAACCCACUGAGCUGAAGCCCUUCGUCACGCAGAUCGCCUGUGCUCUGGUGAUCACUGCUGUGUUCGACCGAAACGUCAACUGUCGUAGAGCUGCAUCAGCUGCCUUCCAGGAGAAUGUGGGAAGACAGGGCACGUUCCCCUACGGUAUCGACAUCGUAGUAGCAGCGGACUACUUUGCUGUUGGGAACCUGAACAACUGUUACCUGUCCAUCAGUGUUUACAUCGCCAGUUUCCCAGAAUACACCAGGCCCAUGAUCGACCACUUGGUAGCCAUGAAGAUCAACCACUGGGACGGGUAAGGGCCUUUCCUGUCCUCAAAGGCUUUGCACAAUCUGACGCCUCAAGCACCUGAUUAUAUGGCCACAACAGUUAUGCCUCAGCUGCUGCCCAUAGCGCUGGGCAUUGAUCUCCACAGUCGCCACGGCGCCAUUCUGGCAUCUGCCGAGAUCAGCCACGCCCUCUACAAGCUGGCCAAUCAGAACAACAGACCGGUGACAGAGCUCAUCUCUUCAGACUGUGUGGAUGGACUCAAGAGCAUUCACCAGAGGCUAUUUGACCGAAAGCAGUACAGGGGUUUUGGUGGUGAGCUGAUGAGGCCUGCAGUCUGUUCUCUCAUUGUUGUUGUGUGUCCUGUCUGCACUGGCUGGCAGUGGCUGAUAGACGACACCUUGAAGAGCCUCCACCUCAUCUCACCUGGACCAAGGGACGGUAUCAAGGAGGCUGCAGUGUCAGCCCUGGCAGCUCUGUGUGAACAGUACUACCAGCCCCAGCCAGGCGUGGCUGACCCGCAGAUGCAGGAGGUCCUGGUGUCCCAGUAUAUAGCAGGGUUAAAGAGUACAGAGGUAUUGACCCGAUGUGGCAGUGCACUGGCCCUGGGUUCUCUACCAAGGUUCAUGAUCCAUGGAAAACUACACCUGAUCCUGUCAGGUCUUCAGCAGAGCUGUAUCCUCUCCAGGGUGAGAGAGGCAGCCAUUACCAGCCUGAUGGAGGUGACUCUGUGUGUGGUGGGCACUGCUCCACAACUACUCUCACCAGGCCUGGUGAAUGGUAUGAUGUGUAGCUUGGCCCAGCAGUCAGCAGAGAAGAUCGACCGCUACAGAGCCCAUGCUGGAUCAGUGUUCGUCAGGCUCCUCCAUAGUAACAACCCUGCAGUACCUCACAUCCCCCACCGAGAGGAGCUGCUCGCCAUCUUCCCUACUGAAGGGGCAGAGGGUCUGAACUGGAACGCUCCGUCUCAGGCCUUCCCCCACAUCACCCAGCUGCUCAGACUGCCCCAAUACCAGUACCACACACUGCUGGGGUUGACUGUGUCUGUAGGAGGACUGACUGAGUCUACGGUGCGUUUCUCCUCCCAGUCUCUGUUUGACCACCUGAUGCUGAUUCAGCAGGAUACAGCAGCGCUGGGACAGUUUAGUGAAGCACUGCUACACGUCUUCAGAGACAACCUGAGAAAUGACAGGGUGUCUAUCCCCUUCCUGAAGAUGCUGGACCAGAUGCUGGCUAGAGCCUGUUUUGACACCUUCACUACAGACCAGGAUCAUCAGUUCUGUGUGGACUUGUUGUCUCUCUGUAAGGAAGAGAUUAAGAAGUCCAAGGACACUCAGAAGCUCCGCUCCGCCAUCGCUGUGUUCUGUGGUCUGAUCCAGUUCCAGGGAGAGGUCCGUAAGAAGGUUCUGUUCCAGCUGCUGCUGCUCCUCUGUCACCCCUUCCCUGUGAUCAGGAAGACCACAGCCAGCCAGGUGUACGAGAUGCUGCUGACCUACGACGACGUCAUCGAACCUGACGUGAUGGAUGAUGUCAUGACGUCGCUGAGUGACACCAACUGGGAGGAGGACGUCGCCACGGUGAGGACCCACAGAAACCAGCUCUGUGAUUGGCUAGGAGUACAGAAGCCCCAGCUCGUUGCCAAGGGUUCUGUCCAGUAGGCCCGGGGGAAACUAUUCUCAGUAGGAACUGAAGAACUGUAGCACAGGAUCCUUCAGGAUGGCAUUCUGUGUGACGCAUCACAAAGUACAGCCGCACUUCUAAAAGGUCACAGCCUUCAGUGAUGUUCCAAGACCCACACACUUUGCUGCACUACAUUCUAAUUGGUGUGCUAGUAUGGUCAUGAAAUGUAUGGUCGUCUGGGAUUCGUCUGUCUGUCUCUGUGUCUGUCGACUGAAAAAGUUUUUAAAAAGAACAAAAACAAUCUGUCAAUAAACAAACAGAAACUGCAUCAUGA
Messenger RNA from Oncorhynchus gorbuscha (pink salmon), 3803 nucleotides. Its product is annotated as tubulin-specific chaperone D-like. Lineage: Eukaryota; Metazoa; Chordata; Actinopteri; Salmoniformes; Salmonidae. Gene Ontology annotation, cellular component: lateral plasma membrane. The record is from RefSeq and is a predicted model, not a curated record. Gene Ontology annotation, biological process: post-chaperonin tubulin folding pathway; tubulin complex assembly; microtubule cytoskeleton organization. The transcript is spliced from 38 exons. Gene Ontology annotation, molecular function: GTPase activator activity; beta-tubulin binding.